Molecule: messenger RNA, 2859 nt
Organism: Neomonachus schauinslandi (Hawaiian monk seal)
Lineage: Eukaryota; Metazoa; Chordata; Mammalia; Carnivora; Phocidae
Gene: KCNQ5
Product: potassium voltage-gated channel subfamily Q member 5
Exons: 15
Coding region: 1-2859 (952 amino acids)
Biological process (GO): transmembrane transport; potassium ion transport
Cellular component (GO): membrane
Molecular function (GO): voltage-gated potassium channel activity
Source: RefSeq, a predicted model, not a curated record
AUGCCCCGCCACCACGCGGGAGGAGAGGAGGGCGGCGCCGCCGGGCUCUGGGUGAAGAGCGGCGCGGCGGCGGCGGGCGGGGGGCGCCUGGGCAGCGGCAUGAAGGAUGUGGAGUCGGGCCGGGGCAGGGUGCUGCUGAACUCAGCCGCCGCCAGGGGCGACGGCCUGCUGCUGCUGGGCACCCGCGCGGCCGCGCUCGGCGGCGGCGGCGGCAGCGGCGGCGGCCUGAGGGAGAGCCGCCGGGGCAAGCAGGGGGCCCGGAUGAGCCUACUGGGGAAGCCGCUCUCGUACACCAGUAGCCAGAGCUGCCGGCGCAACGUCAAGUACCGGCGGGUGCAGAACUAUCUGUACAACGUGCUGGAGAGACCCCGCGGCUGGGCGUUCAUCUACCACGCGUUCGUUUUUCUCCUUGUCUUUGGUUGCUUGAUUUUGUCAGUGUUUUCCACCAUCCCUGAGCACACAAAAUUGGCCUCAAGUUGCCUCUUGAUUCUGGAGUUCGUGAUGAUUGUCGUCUUUGGUUUGGAGUUCAUCAUUCGAAUCUGGUCUGCAGGUUGCUGUUGUCGGUAUAGAGGAUGGCAAGGAAGACUGAGAUUUGCGCGAAAGCCCUUCUGUGUUAUAGAUACCAUUGUUCUUAUCGCUUCAAUAGCAGUUGUUUCUGCAAAAACUCAGGGUAAUAUUUUUGCCACGUCUGCACUCAGAAGUCUCCGUUUCCUACAGAUCCUCCGCAUGGUGCGCAUGGACCGAAGGGGAGGCACUUGGAAAUUACUAGGUUCAGUGGUUUAUGCUCACAGCAAGGAAUUAAUCACAGCUUGGUACAUAGGAUUUUUGGUUCUUAUUUUUUCAUCUUUCCUUGUCUAUCUUGUGGAAAAAGAUGCCAAUAAAGAGUUUUCUACAUAUGCAGAUGCUCUCUGGUGGGGCACAAUUACAUUGACAACGAUUGGCUAUGGAGACAAAACCCCCCUAACUUGGCUGGGAAGAUUGCUUUCUGCAGGCUUUGCGCUUCUUGGCAUUUCUUUCUUUGCACUUCCUGCCGGCAUUCUUGGCUCAGGUUUUGCAUUAAAAGUACAAGAACAGCACCGCCAGAAACACUUCGAGAAAAGAAGGAACCCAGCUGCCAACCUCAUUCAGUGCGUUUGGCGUAGUUACGCAGCUGAUGAGAAAUCCGUUUCCAUUGCAACCUGGAAGCCACACUUGAAGGCCUUGCACACCUGCAGCCCUACCAAGAAAGAACAAGGGGAAACAUCCAGCAGUAAGUUCUGUAGUAAUAAGCAGAAGCUCUUCAGAACGUACACCUCACGGAAGCAGAGUCAGAAGCUAAGUUUUAAGGAACGAGUACGCAUGGCUAGCCCCAGGGGCCAGAGUAUUAAGAGCAGACAAGCCUCAGUAGGUGACAGGAGGUCCCCGAGCACCGACAUCACCGCCGAGGGCAGCCCCACCAAAGUACAGAAGAGCUGGAGCUUCAACGACCGAACCCGCUUCCGGCCCUCGCUGCGCCUCAAAAGUUCUCAGCCAAAACCAGUGAUAGACGCUGACACAGCGCUUGGCACUGAUGAUGUAUAUGAUGAGAAGGGUUGCCAGUGUGAUGUAUCAGUCGAAGACCUCACCCCACCGCUUAAAACUGUCAUUCGAGCUAUCAGGAUUAUGAAAUUUCAUGUUGCAAAACGGAAGUUUAAGGAAACAUUACGCCCAUAUGAUGUAAAAGAUGUCAUUGAACAAUAUUCUGCUGGUCAUCUAGACAUGUUGUGUAGAAUUAAAAGUCUCCAAACACGUGUUGACCAAAUUCUUGGAAAAGGGCAAAUCACAUCGGAUAAGAAGAGCCGAGAGAAAAUCACAGCAGAACACGAGAGCCCCGAUGACCUCAGCAUGCUCGGCCGGGUGGUCAAGGUGGAGAAGCAGGUACAGUCCAUCGAGUCCAAGCUGGACUGCCUACUCGAUAUAUAUCAACAGGUCCUCCGGAAAGGCUCUGCCUCCGCCCUCACUUUGGCCUCAUUCCAGAUCCCACCUUUUGAAUGUGAACAGACCUCUGACUAUCAAAGCCCCGUGGAUAGCAAAGACCUGUCCAGUUCCGCACAGAACAGUGGCUGCUUAUCCAGAUCAGCGAGCGCCAACAUCUCUCGAGGCCUGCAGUUCAUUCUGACGCCAAAUGAGUUCAGCGCGCAGACUUUCUACGCGCUUAGCCCUACUAUGCACAGUCAAGCAACACAGGUGCCAAUGGGUCAAAGUGAUGGCUCCGCAGCGGCGGCCGCCAGCAACAUUGCAAACCAAAUAAGUGUGGCACCUAAGCCAGCAGCCCCAACAACUUUACAGAUCCCGCCUCCUCUCCCAGCCAUCAAGCAUCUGCCCAGGCCGGAGACCCUGCACCCGAGCCCCGCAGGCUUACAGGAAAGCAUUUCUGAUGUCACCACCUGCCUUGUUGCCUCCAAGGAAAAUGUUCAGGUUGCACAGUCAAAUCUGACCAAGGACCGCGCUCUAAGGAAAAGCUUUGACAUGGGGGGAGAGACUCUCUUAUCUGUCCACCCCGUGGUGCCCAAGGACUUGGGCAAAUCUCUGUCGGUACAAAACCUGAUCAGGUCGACAGAGGAACUGAAUCUACAGCUUUCUGGGAGUGAGUCAGGUGGCUCCAGAGGCAGCCAAGAUUUUUACCCCAAAUGGAGGGAAUCCAAAUUGUUUAUAACUGAUGAAGAGGUGGGUCCCGAAGAGACUGAGACAGACACGUUUGAUGCCAUGCCGCAGCUUGCCGGGGAAACUGCUUUUGCGUCAGACUCUCUAAGGACUGAAAGAUCUCGAUCAUCUCGGAGCAUUUGUAAGGCAGGAGAAAGUACAGAAGCCCUCAGCUUGCCUCAUGUCAAACUGAAAUAA